UUAUCUACGAAUUUGACCGUAUGCUGCAUGAGUAUGAAAUCACCUUUAUUUUAUCAAAGCCGUCUUGAUCGACGCUUGCGGCAAGCGCAGCUAACUUCACGGUGUCAUGAAAGCCACUUUUUGUUCUAGCAAAAUAUGUGAGUGUUUUAGGUUUUAGGAUAUUUUACUUAUAUGCGAUAACUAGUGAUAUUUGUAAGUGAUAAUCGAAAGGACUUAACUAUAAUUUGAAAGCAAUAUGAGUGUCGAAGACGAAGUUAUGAGAAUACAGAAGAAGUUGCAUAAAAUGACGACCGACGAAGAAAGCGGACAAGAGCAAGCAUUGGAUCUCUUGAAGUCAUUGCAAACUCUAAAAAUUGAUUUAGACAUUUUGACAAAAACACGAAUUGGUAUGACCGUUAACGCAUUGAGAAAAUGCAGUAAAGAUGAUGAGGUUAUUAGUUUGUCAAAAACUUUAAUAAAAAAUUGGAAAAAGUUUUUGUCUUGCCCUCCAUCAACAAAAGAUACAACUAGUAGUACUUCUAAACCAAAAGUUAAAGAAGAAAAGAAAUACGAAAAAGAGAAAUCUCAAACAUCUUUCCCACCAACAUCAACAACUACUGAUUCAGUCAGGUUGAAGUGCCGGGAACUCUUGGCUAGUGCUCUUAAAGUAGAUGGAGAAGAUCAUGAAGGUUGUGCAUCAGUUGAGGAAUUAGCUGAAGAAUUAGAAGAAUGUAUUUACAAUGAAUUUAAAAAUACUGAUACAAGAUAUAAAAACAGAAUCCGAUCUCGUGUUUCAAACUUGAAAGAUGUCAAAAAUCCGACACUUCGAACCAAUUUUAUCGCUGGGGUGAUAACUGCUUCAAAACUGGCGAAAAUGACAUCAGAAGAGAUGGCAUCAGAUGAAAUUAAAAAGCUUAGAGAGAAAUUUGUGAAAGAAGCUAUCAAUGAUGCACAAUUGGCGACAGUACAGGGAACAAAAACUGGCUUACUCAAAUGUGGCAAAUGUAAGAAACGUAAUUGCACAUAUAAUCAAGUGCAAACCAGAUCAGCUGAUGAGCCUAUGACAACAUUCGUCCUUUGCAAUGAAUGCGGAAAUAGAUGGAAAUUCUGUUAGAAAGGUUUUAAACGGAUGCCGUUUAUGACCUGCAUAUCUUCGAAAUUUUGUUUUUUAUGGUUACAAUCAGCUAUUCAAAUAUUUUUUGGAUAAGCUUAUAACAAGACUAAAUAUUUCAUAAAUUCGAUCUUUGUGAAAUAAGUGUUUAGAAGUAUAUCUAUAAUUAUGAGCGUAUUUAAUUUUCAA
Ctenocephalides felis (cat flea) is the source of this 1279-nucleotide messenger RNA. RefSeq names its product transcription elongation factor S-II (gene TfIIS). Gene Ontology annotation, biological process: DNA-templated transcription; transcription elongation by RNA polymerase II. The coding region runs from base 236 to 1093 and encodes 285 amino acids. Gene Ontology annotation, molecular function: zinc ion binding; nucleic acid binding. Lineage: Eukaryota; Metazoa; Arthropoda; Insecta; Siphonaptera; Pulicidae. Gene Ontology annotation, cellular component: nucleus. The transcript is spliced from 5 exons. The record is from RefSeq and is a predicted model, not a curated record.